Molecule: messenger RNA, 1038 nt
Organism: Aspergillus calidoustus
Lineage: Eukaryota; Fungi; Ascomycota; Eurotiomycetes; Eurotiales; Aspergillaceae
Source: the annotation of a GenBank genome assembly
AUGGCCGCCCAGCCACCCUACCCCCUGCACGAGUCCAUCAAAGACCUGCUCGAUCCCGAAUAUGCCAGCUUCUACAACCAGUACUUACUACACGCGCCUCAGGUACACUACCAGCCCGUCGCUGCGUCGCGAGUCGGCGGCAAGCUGAUCCCCGGUGGAACCGACCCCCUCCCCGUUGGGAAAACCAUCGACGUCCAGAUCCCCCGUCUCGAAUCCACCGGCCCACCCGUCCCCGUCCGCGUAUUCAUCCCACCGGGCUCCCCAACCGCUCCAGAGGGGUGGCCCGUCUUCCUCUGGUACCACGGCGGCGGCUGGGUCCUCGGCAACAUCGAUUCGGAAAACAGCCUGUGCACAAACCUGUGCGCGCGCGCGUCCUGCAUCGUCAUCACCACCGACUACCGCCUCGCCCCCGAGAAUCCGUUUCCGGCGGCCGUCCACGAUGCCUGGGAGACGGUGCUGUGGGUGGUUUCGGGGGCUGCGGCAAAGCACCUGCGCCCGGAUCUCGGUGGCCUGGACCUGAAGAGACUGGCCAUCGGCGGCUCCAGCGCCGGCGGGAACCUCGCGGCUGUGAUGACGCACAAGGCCCGCGGACACGGCGCCUUUCUCUCAAAAGGUAUUGGAUUCACGUACCAGAUUCUAGUCGUCCCCGUAACGGACAACACGGCGAGCGUCACGAACAACGCCACAUACGCCGCCUACGAACAUACGCCCGCGCUCCCUGCGGAGAAAAUGCUAUGGUACCGGCGCCACUAUCUCCCCCGAAAGGCCGACUGGGCAGACCCGCUGGCAUCGCCGCUGCUAGCGAGCGACGAGAUGUUUGAUUACCUGCCGAGGGCGUUGAUUGUUGUUGCGGGGCUUGAUGUGUUGAGGUGGGAGGGGGAGGAGUAUGCGCGGAGGUUAGAUGGCGCUGGGGUGCAAGCGGAGGUUGUGGUUGUCGAGGGGGUACCGCACCCGUUUCUGGUGAUGGAUGCGGUCUUGAGGAAAGGGAGGGAUGCGGUUAGUCUUUUGUGUCAGAGGCUGGCGGAGGCUUUUGAGUGA